GAUGCAUUUGUUUUUUAUUCGCGUUCUAUUUUUGUGUGUGACGGUUCCGUCCGGCGAAGGUUUUUAUUUUCCAAAUAAUUUUGAUGAUUUUCGUAAAGACCAUCUAAAUAUUUGCAAGAUACCUUCCGAUUGCUAAAAAACACCAAGAUGCAGAACGGAGACGAUACGGCACCGAGCGCAGAAACUACCAAGAAACCAGUGCCUGAGGAGGUGACGAAGCAGUCGUUCCGGCUGAAAGUAUGGCGUCACCUGGAGUCGAACGGGCUGGCUAUGUUCCCGCGGCCGGUGUACAAUCGCAUCCCGAACUUCAAGGGUGCUCCGGAGGCGGCCGCUAAGCUGGCGGAGCUGGAUGUGUUCAAGAAUGCCGUCACGGUGAAGGUCAACCCGGAUAAGCCUCAGGAGCCUGUGAGAGUGAUAUGCCUAGAGCAACAGAAGACGCUCUACGUUCCAGUGCCGCGUCUGCAGACCGGAUUCCUGAACCGCCUGGAGUUGCCUGAUGGUGAGACCGGACCGGCUGCCAUCAGGAAGGCUGUCUCCCGCAACGGAAUGGAGACUAAUGGAAAACCCAUUGGUAUUGAAGAUUCAGUCUCCUUGGAUCUGGUGGUGAUGGGAUCGGUAGCUGUUUCUAAGGAAGGCUACCGUAUCGGGAAAGGACGAGGCUAUGGAGAUCUGGAGUUUGGCCUGAUGAUGCACAUGAAAGCUAUCAAGCCGAACACACUGGUUGCCACCACCGUUCAUGAUUGUCAGGUGUUCGACACACUGCCCGCUGAGUUGUUCGGCCCUCACGAUGUCCCCAUUGACAUCAUUGUCACGCCAACACAGGUGAUAGAGACCCAGCGUAUGAGCCAGCGUCCGGCGGGAAUUCUGUGGCAUCUGCUGUCAAACCGCCGCGUGACGCUCAUGCCGAUACUGGGACAGCUGAGGGAGAUCGAAAUGCUUGCAGGCAGACCGUGCGUGCUGAAGGAAGUAGAUACCGACGUGGAAGAACGCACCGCGCAGCGCCCGCGCCGGCUGCGUCGCCGCACUCGCUCGCACAAGAGCCAGAGCGAGGGAGAGGGUAACACAACGGAAGGCGAAGACGGCAAAUCAGGCGGCAAGCCGCGGCGAUCGACGCGUCGUCGCAACAGCAACAAAUCCUCCGGCAAAGAGGGCAAGGAGGGCGCCGAGCCGCGCCCGCGCCGCACCAAGCGGCAGCGCCCGGUCAUCGACUUCUCCGUCAAGAUUUCAAACAUCAGCCCCAACACUCGAGUGCGCGAUCUGAAGCAAGCGCUGUCAGAGCGCGGUGUCAAGCCACAGAUCAUGGUUUGGAAGGGAUUCCGUGGAUUCUGCUAUCUUCACUUCUUCAAAUCUGGACCUCAAAAGGGCGAAGGCGACAGCGCGCCAGCGACCACCAUCAACAUGGACAGCGUGAUAGCCGCGCUCGCUCAGAUGUCGGUCGGCGGCAGCGGCGCCGCCGGCGACGAGGCGCGCGACGACAAGCCGCGCCUGCUAUGCGUCGAGCCCGCGCCGCCGCGCCGCCCGCCCGCGCCCGCCUCGCCCGAGCCCACGCAGGAGGCCGUACAUUGAUUUUCCGAAUGCUGAAGCGAUCGACGCGUCCUCUUCGACGUUUUGAUAACGAAUACCUUGUAUUAUUUCUAAAACACGCAUAUAAACAAACGUUGCUCGCUUAGUUUGCACACGGAGACGCGCCAGUCGCAUUCCGAUACUAAUUGUCUAGUGUUAAGGUUGAUUUUCCUUUGCGCCGGCUCAUCGGCUCGAAUUGUCUACGUCACUUGGUUUUAAUGUUUUUGUGUGACGUAGAUGUAACCGGUAAGAAGCGAUGGUUCGAUUUUGGUUUUGUUCGAACGGUUGUUCGCUCGGCCACAGUGUAGGAAAGGUAAGAGUAACUUAUCUUGUAUCAAAAAUGAUUUGUUGAUUCUGCUAAUGUACUUUGUUAUGGAUUUGAAACGUAAUAUUUUAUAUUUUAUUUAUUCUAGACUGUUGAUGAUUUGAAUAGCUUUAGAUGUUGCUGUUACACAAAUGAAUUUUUUACCUGUACACUUGUGCAGAGAUGAGUUACUGGUUUGCCAAGUCAGUCUACUGUGGCACUUAGGUUUUUUGUUGUUUUCUCCUUGAGCCGGCGCGUUGUUUAAGAGUGAGCUAUAUUUAUGAAACCCCUACGAAAGAUAUAUCUAUACGAAUGUUUUAGUUUUCUCUAGUCUAACGUUAGUAUGUAACAGCGCAAAUAGAUUUAUUUACAAAUACUUGUUUUCAAUGCAGAUACGUUUUAAGCAUUCUUCCAUAAUUUACGAUAAAAGAUGCUAUAUUUUAGUAUAGAAUAGAUUGAACUCUGAGAAGAUUAAUAUAUUUUUAAUAUUGUUAAGGUGCUUGUAUAACAGAGUCCCAAAUUAGGUAGAACUUAGUUGAUGGAUUUGACUAGCGUUAAGAGUAUUUAUUUGGAAGCGUUCGGGUUUGGGGCCCUGUUAAGUUUGUCCUGUUGUGUAUUUGUGCCAACUUUGAGUACAUGCAAUAAAUAUUUCUCUUGGAUAUUUAGAUUACAUUAUUAAGGUCUUAACUAUUUUUAACAUAUCGUGUGUAUGUGAGUUGGUAUAAAUAUUUAGUGCACUUGCGGAGUCAAAAGUUACUUUUUCAGUAUUAGGUUAUUUAAUUUAAGACUUGAAAAGUAAUAUAUUAUUGAAAAUGGAAUAUUUAAAUUAUCUAUUUUAGAUUAUGAAGUGAACUAUGCUUCACUAUUAUUGGUCUCUUAGCGUUAAAACGAAGAUGUAUUUUAUAUAGAAGGUAUUUGUAUCGAUGUAUUUUUCGAAAUUUUUAGUUUUAUUUUGGCAGCAUAAUAAUAUUGCUUGGUAAUACAUUUAAUAAGCUAUUUUCUAACGUUAGUUUCUAUAGAGUACUAUCUCGCACAAUAGCGUUGUGCCCCAAUAACAUUGUUAUUCCUCACAUGCAAUUUUAAGCACUAUAGAUUAUAUAUUUAUGUAUAUAAACUUGUUAACACUGAUAUUUGCUAGUUUAUUUUGUAAUCUUUAACGUUGGGAUAGCAAGCAUGGAUGAGCGUUUUUUUGUUUUGUAUUUUUUUUAAUAAAUUUAUUGAACACUU
Molecule: messenger RNA, 3094 nt
Organism: Ostrinia furnacalis (Asian corn borer)
Lineage: Eukaryota; Metazoa; Arthropoda; Insecta; Lepidoptera; Crambidae
Gene: lost
Product: methenyltetrahydrofolate synthase domain-containing protein lost
Exons: 13
Coding region: 148-1566 (472 amino acids)
Cellular component (GO): cytoplasm
Molecular function (GO): nucleic acid binding
Source: RefSeq, a predicted model, not a curated record